CCCCUCAGCUGCUCCAUUGAGAAUAUCAGUACGUCCUGCACAGGAGCAUGAACUUGCAGUGCAGUCGGGGCUCACCAGCAGCAGACCCAAACAUGAAUGACUCCGGAGGUGUUGGUCUGAUUUGCGCCACAUAGUUGAGGGGAUAGCCUUCAAACAGUCAGCGGGAUAUGGGGACAGAGAGUGAGAGUAUGCUGCUGCUUGCGGCAAAGGCUUUCCAGUGUAAAAACUUCGAGCUAGCGGCGGAUAUUUACGAGUGCCACCUUGCGGGUCUCGGAGACCCAGGAAGCCGGCAGGAGCUGAUGGUAAAGCGUGCUGACGCGCUUGCCUUCGGGGGCAAACUCACCGAAGCUUUCGAUAUGUACCGACAAGCCUCGGAGAUAGAGAGACUGAAACCUGCUCACCUGGACAACCUCGUAGAGUACCUGUCGGGCAGUAUCAGGAGGCAGCACCGGGGUCACAGUCAAAACAGGGGCCCGGUGAGACGAGAGGAGGCAGAGGCGGCGUUGGCAACGGAAUGCCAGGCUGUUGGAGCUACAGGUUGCGGGUACGAAGACCUCUCCUGCCGGAUAUGUCUGAGCUUUCUGUUCGAGCCCGUUACCCUGCCGUGCGGACACUGCUUCUGUAAAGCAUGUCUGGAGAGGGAGAGGAAGGAGAGGUCGGUUAUGUGUAAGGAGUGCAAGGACAGCUUCAGGGUCCAGAGUUACCGGGUCAAUGUGGUCCUCAGCAACCUGUUGGCCAAGUGGUUCCCGACCUCGCACCAGGCCGGCCAGCUGAGGCGAGAGGGCAACGGACUGUACGCCGAGAAGAAGAUGGAAGCAGCGCUGGAGAAAUAUAACCAAGCCAUACUGAUAGCACCCAUGGACCACAAACUGUUCAGUAAUCGCUCCCAGAUUCACUCCAGUCUCAGACACUUUGAAAAGGCCCUGAGAGAUGCUGAGAUGGCCUGCAGACUGAUGCCUCACUGGUCCAAGGGUCACGUUCGUAAGGCCCAGGCCCUCGUGUUGCUGGGCAGGACAGAGGAGGCUCUGAGAGAAUACCUGGUCUGCCUGUCCAUAGAUCCUGACUGCAGACUGGCCAAGACUGAGGUUCACAAGCUCCUCAGUGAUCUUCUGGCUCCAGUUACAGAUCAGGUCCCUGAACACAUCUCAGACUACACAAACAUACUGUCCUUCAGAGCACACAUCAAGAACAACAUCAACACUUGGUCCCAGACCUUUACUCCCAGCUUGUUGUCAUCGGAGUUCAGCCUUACCUUCACUCCUCCUGCACCUGAGAAGUCUGAGAGAUGUGAGGUCAAAGAUCAGCAAGAGCUUGUGGACAGGAGGCAGGAUUACAGUUUCGCCCUCAAGAGGAAACGGAGGAGCCGAGAGGAGGAGAAGGUGGAGAAGGGAGGACAGGGGAAGAGUGACGAUUCCAAAAAAUCCAAGUGUGAUUCAGCAGAGGUGACUGAUUCAUUCACUUCUGGGGUCAAUGAAAUCAUGGACCCAACAGAUCUGGAGUGUUCUCUUUGUAUGAGACUUUUCUAUGAGCCAGUGACGACACCGUGCGGUCACACUUUCUGUCUUCAGUGUCUGGAGAGAUGUCUGGACCAUAACCCAAAGUGUCCACUCUGUAAAGAGGAGCUGUCUGAGUAUCUGGUCCAGAGGCAGUACUGUAAGACAGUAUUAAUGGAGAAGCUGAUAUCCAAGUACCUUCCCUCUGAGCUCAUAGAAAGACAGAUAAUCCAUCAGGAAGAGAUAGCUGAGCUCUCCAAUCUUAACAAGAAUGUGCCUAUAUUCGUGUGCACCAUGGCCUUCCCCACUGUGCCGUGUCCCCUCCAUAUCUUCGAGCCGUGCUACCGACUGAUGAUUCGCCGAUGCAUGGAGACAGGAACCAAAUGCUUUGGCAUGUGUCUGGGAGACAACCUGAAGGGGUUUGCCAGCUACGGGUGCCUGUUGGAGAUCCGCGAUGUGAAGUUCUUCUCCGACGGCCGUUCAGUUGUGGACACCAUCGGCAGGCGUAGGUUUAAAGUCAUUCAGCACAGCGAGAGGGAUGGAUACAACACAGCUGAUAUAGAGUACCUGGAGGAUGUUACGGUAGAGGGCGUGACAGAGCAGGAGCUGCAGUCUCUGCAUGACACGGUGUACGACCAGGCCCUGGUGUGGGUCAACUCCCUGAAGGCUGAGCAGAGGGAACGCAUUGAAGGACACUUUGGACCCAUGCCUGGGAAAGACUCUGUGCUUCAGUGCAGUCCUAACGGUCCCUCGUGGUGCUGGUGGUUACUAGCCGUUCUUCCAUUAGAAGGCCGAGCCCAGCUGCCCUUCCUGGCCCUCACCUCUUUGAAAGACCGCCUCAGCGGCAUCCGCAAGGUGCUGCGCUACAUGGCCCACAGCAGGCAGCGGUGACAUGCAACAAGCAUUCACCCACCUGGAAAAUGCAGUAAACCACCUUCCCAGCAAACACUUUCCACCACAGCAGCAGUUGACCUGUUGCUCUUUCUUUUGAUGCACAAAGAACUGAUGUUGAUGUUGCUGCGCCCUUCCUUCGCCGUCCCAUUCAGAAAGCAGCGCUGGACUCCAUCUACACAUCAACAUCAAACUUUAAGUUUAGAAAAUCAAAACAAAUAUAAAUCUGAAUAAAUAGUUCUCUUCCAUGCACAAUAAACAAUAAAACCAACCAUUCAGACCUGCAGGCUAAAGCUGUGUUCAGGCAGGAUGGAAAGACGUGGCACUUUGAAGCUUCAUUGGAUUUGGGUUUAAAGCAAACAUCACCUUCCAUUUAAUGUCACUGUGUUAUUGCUAAUGCGCACGUUUCAAGUAUAUGUUUUUGUCUAGCAUCUGCAUUUGUACAGCAAAAAAUAUUGUUGUUCUAAUAUGUUGUUGGUCCAGGAUUCACUGUUGUGGCCCACCUCCAUUUUUGUAGUUCUUUGUUCUUCCCCUUCAUAAGUGUUGCACGAAGCCACACCAAAACAACAGGCAAGCUUUGCAGUCUGAUUUGAGUGAUUCAACUGAUCUGCCUGUCUGAACAUAGCUUUAAAGCACAGAAUCAAGUGGAGCCAAGAGGUAACUGAUGUUAAUUCAACCAACCAGAGUCCCUAACUUGUAUGUUUUUAAAUGCACUCAGAAAUUCUGCAAGAAACCAAACAAUGAAUUUGCCUUUUUGUGUAAAUGGACUCACCUCAGCUGAGUGAAUAAUUAUAAUAGAACUGAUUAGACCUGAUUAAUUAUACUGAUUGAAACUUCCAUCUGGGAUUGAAAUCUCAUGCUAAAUGCUGCAUCAAUUACUAAGCUAGACAUUUACAGAUAAACCUAUGUGUUUACCAGCCUGCCACCGACACCACAAGUUUAACAAUGAUCCUUUCUGAUAGCUCCUCUGUUUUCUUUCCUUCUUUUCUUGCUUCCUUUCAUUUCCAUCCCUAUCUGACUGUCCAUCCUGCAGCUGAAUAACUACGAACUGAGCCUUGUUGGCGUGCUUAAAGGCUUGUGUUUUAUU
Scatophagus argus is the source of this 3471-nucleotide messenger RNA. RefSeq names its product LON peptidase N-terminal domain and RING finger protein 3-like. The coding region runs from base 168 to 2384 and encodes 738 amino acids. Lineage: Eukaryota; Metazoa; Chordata; Actinopteri; Scatophagidae. The transcript is spliced from 12 exons. The record is from RefSeq and is a predicted model, not a curated record. Gene Ontology annotation, molecular function: protein binding.